This is a messenger RNA of Miscanthus lutarioriparius, 2076 nucleotides long. The record is from the annotation of a GenBank genome assembly. Lineage: Eukaryota; Viridiplantae; Streptophyta; Magnoliopsida; Poales; Poaceae.
AUGGACAUGUAUGUGCACAACUACUACUCAGUUGAGAAGUUCCAGGCUGCAUACCGUGGGAUCAUUCCCAGCAUAAUAGAUAGAGGACAAUGGCCAAAGGUGGACAAGAGCUUCAAGUUGUUCCCACCAAAUAUGAAGAAGAGAGACCCAGGCAAACAGAAGAAGAAAAGGCAUCUGACUCCAUCUGAGAGAAGUGGUAAAGCAACAAGACAGGUCAAAUGCCCUAGAUGUGGUGAGUAUGGUCAUAGGAAAAGAACUAAAAAGUCAGCCCCUAAACCUGAAAGGAAGAAGAGCAAGACAGAUCCUACCCCUAGUGGAGGAAAUACAACAAGAACAAGGGCAACAGUGGCUAAAGAAGCAGCAGCUAAGGCAGCAAGGGAGGCUCUGAAAGCUACAACUAAAGCUUUUGCAGUAGCUGAAGUUGUAGCUGCUGCAGAGAGAGAAGUCCUAGAUGUGGCGCAAUUGAGGUUGAGCAUGCACCACCUUCAACCACUGCAGCAACUAGAAGGUAUGCCCUACUUCAAAAUACAUGCUUGGUCAAAACUUACUGUUGCCAUUCUGAUAACAUGUCUUGCAUUCAACAGAAAUCUCUGCUGGGAUCUACAAGUUAUGGAUGAGGUAGAUGAAACAGCAAGUGCAUCUGUGGACCCACCACCUAAGAAAAUGACACCAAGGAAGAAGCAGCUAGCUACAAAGAAGGCUGAUUACAAGCUCAAAGGGUCUAGGACACCAGAGAAUGUGUUCAGAUAUGCACCAUCAUCACAGCAGAAAGAAAUGCAGCUUGCACUUCUUGCUGAACAGGGCUAUCAGAGUGAACUGACCAUGGACAACGAUGAUGAACAAAUUGGAGUUGUUAAAACUCAGGCGAAGUAUUGGGCCAUUUUUAUCUGCUGGCUUCUCGGAAAUGGAUGUCUAUUUGGGUUCAAUGGGAUGCUUACAAUUGAAGAUUACUACGUGUACCUCUUCCCGAAGUACCAUCCAACAAGAGUUAUUACUCUCACCUAUCAGCCCUUUGUUCUCGCCACAACCGCCAUAUUCACGUAUCACGAGGCAAAGGUCAAUACUAGGGUGCGCAACUUGGCAGGAUACAUGCUAUUCUUCUUGAGCUCAUUUGGAGUGAUCAUUCUGGAUGUUUUGUCUUCAGGAAGUGGUGGAAUUGCCCCAUUCAUUGGUGUCUGUAUCAUUGCUGCUGCUUUUGGCGUAGCAGACGGUCAUGUUCAAGGCGGAAUGACUGGUGAUCUGUCCCUGAUGUGCCCAGAAUUCGUCCAGUCCUUCUUUGCCGGCAUGGCUGCAUCAGGUGCAAUAACCGCAGCAUUAAGGUUCUUCACAAAAGCGGUUUUUGAGAAUUCCAGAGAUGGCCUGCGGAAAGGAGCUAUGCUGUUCUCUUCGAUCUCAUGCUUCUUUGAGCUUCUAUGCGUUCUACUUUAUGCUUUGGUAUUCCCCAAGUUGCCAAUUGUGAAAUUCUACCGUUCAAAAGCUGCCUCUGAGGGGUCUCAGACAGUCACAGCUGACCUUGCUGCUGGAGGCAUCAAAAGCCUGCCAAAUCCAUUGGCUGAGGAAGAUCGUGUGGUUGAACGGUUGAGCAACAAGCAGUUGCUGCAUCAGAACAUGGACUAUGCUCUGGACAUGUUCCUGAUCUAUGUCCUGACACUGUCGAUUUUCCCAGGGUUUUUGGCGGAAGACACUGGAUCGCACAGCUUGGGUUCUUGGUACGUGCUUGUUUUGAUUGCGAGCUUUAACGUGUCUGACCUGAUCGGAAGAUACUUGCCUCUGAUCGAGCAAAUCAAGCUGACAUCCAGGACGGGGCUACUAAUCGCAGUCAUCACUAGAUUCCUGCUCGUCCCCGCGUUCUACUUCACAGCAAAGUACGGUGACCAGGGCUGGAUGAUCAUGUUAACGUCACUCCUUGGACUGAGCAACGGCCAUCUCACCGUCUCCGUCCUCACCGAGGCACCCAAAGGCUAUAAGGGACCAGAACAAAAUGCUCUGGGGAACCUGCUAGUGCUUUUCCUCUUGGCAGGCAUAUUUGUUGGCGCUGUUUCUGAUUGGUUGUGGCUCAUAGGGAAAGGGUGGUGA